UCUUCUGGAGAAGCAUUCUGCCUGCAGCCCCUCCUCACGACGGGUCACGUAAAUCCGGUCGGGACCCCACCGUCGCCCUCUGCCCCUCGCGCCCCUCCUCUCGAGACCGGCCACUGCCUGCCCGGCCGACCCUGCUCAACAUGAGGCCCCUGGGCCUCGAGGGCCCCCACGCGCUUCGCUGGCGACCUCUGCUGCGUCUGCUGCUCCUGCUGUCUCUGCUUCAGAGGGCGGUAACCCGUGCCCAGACCACUCCUCGCACCCCCAGCGACCCGACCACACCCGGAGCCCCCAGCAAUACGACCACGGCCUUCUCUACUUCCCCUACCACGCCGCUCACCUCCAGCACACCAAGUCUGAGGAAGCGCGCGCGGGCCCUGAUGCGGGACUUCCCUCUCGUGGACGGCCACAACCACUUGCCCCUGCUCCUGAGACAGCUUUUCCAGAACAGGCUACAAGAUGUUAACCUGCGCAAUUUCAGUUAUGGCCAGACCAGCUUGGACAAGCUCAGGGAUGGCCUCGUGGGUGCCCAGUUCUGGUCAGCCCAAGCCCCAUGCCAGACACAGGACCAGGAUGCUGUGCGCCUCACACUGGAGCAGAUUGACCUCAUUCGUCGCAUGUGUGCCUCCUACUCUGAACUAGAGCUUGUGACCUCAGCCAAAGGUCUGAACAGCACUCAAAAGCUGGCCUGCCUCAUUGGUGUGGAGGGUGGUCACUCACUGGACAGCAGCCUUUCUGUGCUGCGCAGUUUUUACCUGCUGGGAGUGCGCUUCCUGACACUUACCUUCACCUGCAACACGGCCUGGGCAGAAAGUUCCACCAAGUUUAAACACCACUUCUACACCAACGUCAGUGGGUUGACAAGCUUUGGUGAGAAGGUGGUAGGGGAAAUGAACCGCCUGGGCAUGAUGGUGGACUUGUCCUAUGCGUCAGACACCUUGGUGCGGCAGGCACUGAAGGUGUCGAGGGCUCCCGUGAUCUUCUCCCACUCAGCUUCCAGGGCUGUGUGCGACAAUUUGCUGAAUGUUCCUGAUGACAUUCUGCAACUUCUGAAGAAGAAUGGUGGCAUUGUGAUGGUGACGCUGUCUAUGGGGGUGCUACAGUGCAACCUGUUGGCUAAUGUGUCCACCGUGGCAGAUCACUUUGACCACAUCAGAGCUGUCAUUGGAUCAGAGUUCAUCGGGAUUGGCGGGAAUUAUGAUGGGUCUGGUCGGUUCCCUCAGGGACUAGAGGACGUGUCCAAAUACCCAGUACUGAUAGAGGAGUUGCUGAGUCGUGGCUGGAGUGAGGAAGAGCUCCAGGGUGUCCUUCGUGGAAACCUGCUGCGGGUCUUCAGACACGUGGAACAGGUGAGAGAGGAGAACAAUGGACAGAACCCUGUGGAGGAUGAGUUUCCAGACAGGCAGGUGGUCAGGUCUUGCCACUCCCACCUCCUAUCUCAGCUUCAGAGUGAACACCUCGCCACACACCUGGAGGUGACCGAGUGGCCAAUCAGUCAGGUCCUCCGGAGGCCCUCAAAAGCUUCCCCAUACUUUGUUCUAAGUUUCUUGGUUGCUGCCACCUUCUCAGUCCUCAUCCUGUAGUUCUGGUGAGCUGGCCAGUCUCCCAGAGGUCUCUGUGGCAAAGUCUCACAAAGUCCCCUUCCUAGUCAUCCAGGCACAAGUGUAUGCUGAGAAUAAACAUUUUGGGUAUGGAGCCAAAUGUGAAAGUCCUUCCUUCUCCCUGGGGAGCAGGGGAGUGGGGUCUGGUGGGCUCUUGGUUGGUGAGGGGUCUUGUAGGUCUCACCUCAGUUUCUCAAGUGAGUGGCCUCCAACUUGGUCUCUUUUGGGAAGGGCAGAGGCAUCUUACCAUGUUAUUAUGAUAAAAGCCUGAGCCCACAAAAGAGCACAAAGAAAUCUAGUUCAAGUGUGGUAUCUAUCCCAUCAUGGAGUGUAACAAUGGGUGGGUUAGCAGUCUCUGAAAGGUUUACAUUUGUUUGUUUGUUUGUUUGUUUGUUUGUUUGUUUGUUUUUAAGAAGCUGAACCUAGAGGGCACCUGGGUAACUCAGUGGGCUAAGUGUCAGACUCGAUUUUGGCUUAGGUCAUGAUCUUGUGGUUUAUAGGUUCAAGCCCCACAUCAGGCUCCACAUGAGGAGUCUGCUUGGGAUUCUCUCCCUCCCUCCCUCUCUCCUUGCCCCUUCCUCUCUCUCUCUGCCUCUCUCUCAUGCCCCUUCCCCCCUCUCAAAAAUAAAUUAAUUUUUUAAAAAUUUAAAAAGAGUGAAAGAGCAAGCCAAAGAGUAAAUUUUCAACGUAUAUAAUUGACGAAAGGCAUAUAUCCAGAGGCAGACAACCCCAUAUAAAAAUGGGGAAGAUAUUUGAAUAGGAACUUUACAAGGAUGGAUAUUCAAUUGGCCAAUAAGAAGAUGAAAAGAUAGUCAACCUUAUUAGCCAUUAAGGAAAUGCAAAAUAAAACUCAUAGUAAAGACAACUAAAAUUUAACAGGUGAACAAUACCAAGUGUUAGCAAUGAUAUGGAGCAAGGAGCAUACCCUGCUGGUGGCUGAUUCAACUGAUAAACACUGCUUUGGAAGACAGUUUGACAUUUUUUUUUUUUACUAAAGUUGAAGACAUAUACCCAAGGACAGUUACACACAACAUGCAAGAAUCUCUCAAAGUAAUGUUGAGUGAAGGGAGCCAGUACAAAAUAACAUAUAUUAUGUCAUUCCAUUUAUAUAAAGUACAAGCAAAACUGAUCUAUACCGUUACAGUCAGUUUUCGGGGAGGUAUUGCCUGGAAGGGGGUGUGAGGAAGAGCUUCUGGGUUUCUGGUAAAGUGCUGUAUCUUGGGUGCUGGUUGCAUGGGCGUGUUCAUUUUGUGAACAUUUCAGCAUGCUGUAUACACUUAUGGUAUGUGAACUUUUCUGUAUGGAUAUUUUUUUCUCAAUAAAAAGUUUUUCAAAAAACUGGGGCCCCUGGCUGGCUCAGUCCCUAGAGCAGGCAACUCUUGAUCUUGGGGUUGGAGUAGAGCCUCUUGAAAAAACAAAACAAAACCCAGAAAAGACUAAACUUAAUGUUCAGGGAUGCAUGCUCAGGUUGAGACUUUAAAUAAGAAAACAAGAGGGCACCUGGGGGUUCAGUCAUUAAGCUCUGACUUCAGUUCAGGUCAUGAUGUCACGAUUCAGGAGUUUGAGUCCCACAUCGGGUGAGCUUGAGCCUUGCUUCCAGUAAAACACAAGCCCUGCUUCUCCCUCCCUCUCUCUCUCUCUCUCUGUCUCCCCCACUGCCUCUCCUGGGAUUCUCUCUCUAUCUCUGCCCCUCACUCACUCGCACCCUCCCUCUCAUAAACAAACAAACAAACAAACAAAUAAGAAAACAAGAAGUGGUAUCAUCAAACUCAAAUACUUAGAAAAUGCCUGACUUACACAAUGUUAUGUGUCAAUUACAUCUCCAUUUAAAAAAACAAAGACUAAAAAAAAAAAAAAAGUGUCUGUGGUUGGUGGGGAGGCAUGGGGUAGCAAUUGGAGGAGGCAUUAAGGAACUUCUGGAGUUCUGGCAAUGUCCAUACCUUGCCUGGGAUGGUGGUUAUUUAGGGGUGCACUUUGUGGUAAUACACUAAGCUGCCAGGUGGGCUGAAGAGUCCACUCCCCAACUUCUGUCCUCACACUCCCAUUCCCCAAUUCUGUUCUCCCAGCAAUCACUCAGCACUUUUAACUGUUGAUAUUUACUGGUAUUUUCCUCCAUAUUUCUAAAUAAUGUAUUUAAUUGCCAGCUGUUUAUUUUUUUUCAGUUUAUUUAUUUGAGAGAGAGAGACAGAGCAUGCACAUGAGCAGAGGAGGGGGAGAGAGGGAGAAUCCCAAGCAAGCUCUGUGCCCAACAGAAGAGCCCAACGUGGGUGGGGGCUCAAACCCACAAACUGCAAACACAUCACCUAAGCCAAAACCAAGAGUCGAACAGGCUCAACUAACUGAGCCACGCAGUCAUCCCAAAUGCCAGCUCUUUAGACAUACAUUUUAGAUAUUAUUUAUUGACUCAGUAAUUUGAAAAGUGAGGAUUUUGUUUUUAUUUUCUUAACCCUUUUUAACGUUUAUUUUGAGAGAGAGAUCAUGGGGGAGAGUCAGAGAGAGAAGGAAAGGGAGAAUCCCAAGCAGGCUCCACACUGUCAGCAUGGAGCCCAAUGUGGAGCUCGAACCCACGAACCAUGAGAUCAUGACCUGAGGUGAAACCUAGAGUCAAGAUGCUUAACCUACUGAGCCACCCAGGUGCCCCCCAAAAUGAGGACUUUUAGCUCUCACUCCCCCUCUCUCCUCCUAUCAUCCUCUAAAUAUUAGAAUUAUUUGGUUAAUUACAUCUUGGAUUUUUUGUUUGUUUUUAAACAAGUUUACUGAGAUAAAAUUGAUAUACCACACAAUUCACCCAUUUGAAGUGUACAGUUCAAGGGCACCUGGGUGGCUCAGUCAGUUAAGCGUCCAACUCUUGGUUUCAGCUCAGGUCAUAAUAUCACAGCUCAUGGGUUCAAGCCCCGCACUGGCUCUGCACUGCAGUCUAGAGCCUGCUUGGAAUUCUUUCUCCCUCCCUCUCUCUCUGUCCCUCCCCUGCUCACAUGAUCUCUCUGUUUCUCUCUCAAAAUAAGUAAAUAAAAUUUAAAAAAUAAAGUGUACAGUUCAGUGGUUUUCAUAUAUCACAUUAUUUUUUUUAAUUGUAAAAGAUAUGUAACAAUUUGCCAUUUUAACCAUCUUCAAGUGCACAAACCAGUGGGCUUAAAAACACUCACAAAUGUUGAACAAACAUCAUGGUAUUUCCAAAACUUGGUCAUUAUCUCAAACAACGUAAUGUAAUUAUUAAGCAAUACCUUCCCGUUUCCCCUCACCUCAGCCCCUGGUAACCUCUAUUCUUUUUUCAGUCUCUUUGAAUUUGUCUGUUCUAGAUAACUUAUAUACAGCAUUUGUCCUUUUGCAUCCAGCUUAUUUCAUUUAACAAAAUGUCUUCAAGGUUCAUCUGCCUUGUAGCAUAUAUCAGACUUUAUUCCUUUUUAUGGCUGAAUAAUAUUCCAUUGUAGGUACAGAUCACAGUUUGUUAUCUACACAUCUGGUGAUGAAAACCAAGGUUGCUUCCACCUUUCAGAUGCACAAUGAACACUGGCAUACAGAUACCUGUUCAAGUCCCUGCUUUCAAUUCCUUUGUUUUUUGGGUUUUUUUUUAAGUUUCUUUAUUUAUUUUUGAAAGAGAGAGAGAGAGAGGGAGUGCCAGUGAGCAGGGGAGGGGAAGACAGAGAGAGGAGGACAGAGAAUCUGAAGUGUGCUCUGAGAUGACCACGAAGAGCCUGAUAUGGAGCUCGAACUCACGAACCAUGAGAUCAUGACCUGAGCCAAAGUCAAAUGCUUAAACAACUGAGCCACCCAAGCACCCCUGUGUCUGGCUUCUUACAUUUAGUGUGUUUUCAAGGUUUGUUCAUGCUGUAGAUUUUCUCCAUUUUUUAUUUUACUCUUUUUCUGGGGUUCCUGUUGUGCAGAUAUCCUAUUUCUAUCCUCCAUCUUUGUUUUCCCUUUCAUUGUUUUCUCUUUCUUCUUUUGGGACGAUUGCUUAAUUUGGUCUUUCCAAUUUAUUAAUUCAUUCUGAAUUACAAAUUUUUUUCAAAUAUUAUUGUGGUAACUUUAAUACAUGGUCCCAUAUUUCUUUGAUACUUCUCCCAUCCAGAGAUGGGUUCGGUGCCUCCCCACCCUCUCUUGAAUCUGGGCUUGGUUAUUGCUUGAGCAGUAAAAUACAGCAGAAAUGAUGCUGGGCCUGUUUCCAGGCCAAGACCUAGAGAAACUGUCAGUUUCUACUCCCUGCUUCUUGGGGUGCUCAUUCAUGAACUGCAGCCACUAUACCAUGAGGAAACCAAGCAGCCCGUGGAGAGGUACACAUGUUGGGUACCCAAUCCCCUGAUCCACAGCCCCACUGAGCUCUUAGCCUACAGCCAGUAACAACUUGCUAGCUGUGUGAAUGAGUCAUCAUGGAAAUGGAUCUUCUGGUUCCAGCUGAUGCCAUGUAGAGUAGAGUGGAACUUUACUCAGCCAGCAGGUUUGUGAACAAAUGUUUUUGUUGAUUGUUAUUUUAAACCAUUGUUAUUUUGGGGUAAUUUGUUAUGUAGCAAUAGACACCUGGAACAAUUAUAUUUUUUCAUAUCUUGUAUUCCUUCUUGAGCUUUUCAAUAUUUUCUGGUUUCGUAUUGCUAAUAUUUUACCUUAUCUUUUUGUAAUGUUUAUUAAGCUAAUUUGGAAUUUUUGUUGCAUGUGUUCUAAUAAUUUUCCUGAUAGAUGUAUUCUUUAUAUAUAUAUAUUAUAUAUAUAUAUUAUAUAUAUGCAUAUAAUAUAUAUACAUGUAUUAUAUAUAUAUAUAGUUUUGGCAGUUUAAGUGUUCUUUUUUUAAUUUUUUUAACAUUUAUUAUUUAUUUUUGAGAGAGAGAGACAGAGCACAAGUGAGGGAGGAACAGAGAGAGGGAGACACAGAAUCCGAAGCAGGCUCCAGACUCUGAGCUGUCAGCACAGAGUCUGACACGGGGCUUGAACCCAUGAAUUGUGAGAUUAUGACCUGAGCUGAAGUCGGACACUUAGCCAACUGAGCCACCCAGGCGCCCUUAAAUGUGUUCUUUACAUGUGAACAGGCAAUUGAUUUUUUAAAAAUGUUUAUUUAUUUAUUUUGAGAGAGAGAGCAUGCAAGAGAGAGUGGAAGCCGGAGAGGGGCAGAGGGAGAGGGAGAGAGAGAAUCCCAAGCAGGCUCUGAACUGUCAGUGAAGAGCCUGAUGUGGGGAUCUAUCCCAUGACCAUGAGAUCAUGACCUGAACCGAAACCAAUAGUCAUCACUUAAUUGACUGAGCCAUGCAGGCAUCCCAUAGUUCUCUUUUGAAGUGUCUGUGCCCCUCAAAUAUUUUUCU
This is a messenger RNA of Acinonyx jubatus (cheetah), 6886 nucleotides long. Its product is annotated as dipeptidase 3. NCBI's taxonomy places the organism in Eukaryota, Metazoa, Chordata, Mammalia, Carnivora, Felidae. Gene Ontology annotation, molecular function: metallodipeptidase activity. The record is from RefSeq and is a predicted model, not a curated record. Gene Ontology annotation, biological process: proteolysis. The transcript has 10 exons. The coding region runs from base 141 to 1580 and encodes 479 amino acids.